Salvia miltiorrhiza (redroot sage) is the source of this 1707-nucleotide messenger RNA. Its product is annotated as DELLA protein RGL1-like. NCBI's taxonomy places the organism in Eukaryota, Viridiplantae, Streptophyta, Magnoliopsida, Lamiales, Lamiaceae. Bases 1 to 1707 code for a protein of 568 amino acids. The record is from RefSeq and is a predicted model, not a curated record. Gene Ontology annotation, biological process: regulation of DNA-templated transcription. Gene Ontology annotation, molecular function: sequence-specific DNA binding; DNA-binding transcription factor activity. Gene Ontology annotation, cellular component: nucleus. The transcript has a single exon.
AUGUUGAGUAGUAUUUUCCAAAACGAGAGAUUCUAUAGCUAUGGGACUGUAGAUGAUCACAGCUUGGAGAAUUUAGUGAAGCAAUAUGGAGAUGAAGAGGCGGUAGAGGUAGCUAUGGAUAUGGAUAUCGAUUCUUAUGGCCGCGGGAAGAGUUCUUCUGCUGAUGAUACUGCUCAUGCAGACUAUGUUGCAUAUGGGAGCGAGGUCGAAUAUACGAGUUUAGAUAACUUGUAUCAUGAUAAUACACCACAAUUUUGUUCAUGUGGUGAUGAGUUGAAAAGAGUUGUUUCUGUCAAAUCCCCCCAAAAACCAUUUCAGAUUCUUAAGAAGUAUGCAAGCAGGUGCAGAAGAUUAAAUGGUGAGAAUAUGACUUUCGCAAGUUAUGAAAGAGAAAGUCAAAUGAUUUUCAGCCCAUCUGUUGAGACUUUGAUUCAGUUAGGUGCUGAGAAGUUCAUCAAAUCAUCCUCCAAAGUGAGUGAUGAACUCUCUGUGCUCUGCCACCCAUAUCCGAGCUCGAUUCUGUGCCACUCUGGAGAGGAUUGUGAAGGAGUUCGCCUCGUGGAGACCCUGCUAUCAUGCGCGGAGAAAGUGGACAAGAAGCAGUACGAGGAGGCGUGCGAGCUUCUGCUCGAGUGUGAUAGAAUGAGCUCUGCUACAGGCAGUGUGAUCCAAAGAUUGGUGUUCUAUUUCGCUGAAGGUUUGUAUGAGAAGAUUGAUAGGGAAACGGGGCAAAUCACGCCAAAAGGUUUGGGGAAGAAGGUCGAGGAUCCUCUGAUUGCCGUGAGGAGCCCGGAUGAGACCACGAUGGCGUUUCACAAAGAGCUGCCUAUCUCUCAGAUCACCAAAUUUGCAGGGAUUCAAGCUGUGGUGGAUAAUGUAGGUGAAGCAAGGAAGGUACAUUUCAUUGAUUUUGAGAUUAGGAAAGGUAUACAUUGCAUUAUUUUGAUGCAAGCUCUUGUGGAUAGAUGUGGGGUUCCAAUAGAGUGUCUCAGGAUUAGCGCUGUAUGUGUUGGGGGGGAGAUGAGGGCGAGUGUUGAGGCAACAGGCAGGCGACUGGUCAGUUCUGCUCAGUCGUUGGGCUUGUCGUUCUCUUUUGAUGUAGUCAUGGUGGAGGAUUUGUUAGAGCUCAAUGAAAAAUGUUUUCAGAUAGACAGAGAGGAAGUUGUUUCAGUCUACGCGGAGUACACUCUGACCCACAUGAUCGGACGGCCAGAUAGGCUGGAACACGUGAUGAAGGUGAUGAGAAGCCUUAGCUUUCGUGUGAUGGUGGUUGCUGAAGUGGAGACGAAUUGCAACUCUCCAAUUUUUGUGGACAGAUUUGUGGAAGCUCUCUUCUUCUACGGCGCUUACUUUGAGUCCAUGGCGGAUUGUGUGAGGAAUGUGGAGCAGAGAUGCAUUGCUGAAGCCACAUGCUUUGGUUCAUCGAUAAGGAAUGUGGUUGCGACUGAGGGGAGGGAGAGGAAGAUCCGGCAUGUGAGGAUGAGUGUUUGGAGGUCCUUUUUUUCGCGUUUUGGGUUUGAGGAGACGGAGUUGAGUAUGUCCUCGGUGUAUCAGGCGAACCUCGUGGUGAAGAACUUUGCUUCUGGAAGCUUCUUCACUUUCGGUAUCGAUGGGAAGAGCUUGAUCAUUGGGUGGAAAGGGACACCAAUGAGUUCUAUCUCUGCAUGGAGGUUUAGUGUGCCCGAUAACUAUGAUAAUCCUAUGUAG